AUGGUGGCCGCCACCUUCUCGGAGCUGCUGGCCUCGCUGGGCGGCAUGGGCCGCUUCCAGGUGCUCUCGGUGGCCGGGCUGGCGCUGCCGCUGCUCAUGCUGGCCAGCCACAACCUGCUGCAGAACUUCACGGCCGGCGUCCCCGGCCACCGCUGCCGGCCCCACGGCGCCGCCGGCCCCACGGCGCCCGCCCCGCCCGACAGCCGCUGCCGCAGGUACCUCCUGGUGGCCAACGUGGCCAACGGCAACGUGGUCAACGACACCAUGGUCAGCAUGGCCAACAUGGUCAACGGCAACGUGGUCAACGGCAACAUGGCCAACAUGGCCAACAUGGCCAACGGCAACGUGGUCAACGGCAACAUGGCCAACAUGGCCAACGGCAACAUGGCCAACAUCAACACGGCCAACAAGCCCAUGGCCAACAUCAUCAUGGCCAACAUGACCAUGGCCAACAAGCCCGUGGCCAACGUCAACAUGGCCGACGUCCACAUGGCCAACAAGCCCAUGGCCAACACCAACAUGGCCAACAUGACCAUGGCCAUUGGCACCAUGGUCAACAUGACCACGGCCAACGUCAACAUGGCCAACGUGACCAUGGUCAACAUCACCCAAGGGUGGCCUACAGAGCCCUGCCGCGACGGGUGGAUCUAYGAGGACGGCGUCUUCGCCGACACCAUCGUCACCGAGUGGGACCUGGUGUGCGAGGCGCGGAGCUGGCGGCAGGCGGCGCAGUCCAUCUACAUGGCCGGCAUCCUGGUGGGAUCCAUCGCCGUCGGGAUCCUCUCGGACAAGUGGGGGCGCCGCCCCCUGCUCCGCUGGUGCUACCUGCAGCUGGCGCUGGCCGGCACGGCGGCCGCGCUCGCCCCGACCUUCGGCCUCUACUGCGUGAGCCGCGGCCUGGCCGGCCUCGCCAUGGCCGGCGUGAGCCUCAACUCGGCCUCCCUGUGCAUGGAGUGGAUCCCCACGGAGCUGCGGGCCACCGUGGGCACCAUCAACGGCUACUGCUACACGCUGGGCCAGUUCGUGCUGGCGGCCGCGGCCUUCGGCCUCCCGCGCUGGCGCCACCUCCAGCUCGCCGUCUCGCUGCCCUUCUACCUCUUCUUCCUCUACUCCUGGCUCUUCGCCGAGUCGGCGCGCUGGCAGGUGAGCGCCGGGAGGCCCCAGGCCGCGCUCCGGGGGCUCCGCAGAGUCGCCCGCGUCAACGGGCGCCGGGAGGAGGGCGACAGGAUCGGCCUGCAGACCCUGCAGGCCCUGGCGGGGCCGGAGGCGCCGGGCGCCGGGCGCUCCCUGCGGAUGCUGGUCCAGACCCGCGGGAUGAGGAGCGUCUCCUGCGGCGUCGCCUGCAUCUGGUUCUCCACCAGCUUCGCCUACUACGGGCUGGCCAUGGACCUGCAGCACUUCGGCGUGGACGUCUACGUGACGCAGCUGGUGUUCGGCGCCGUGGACRUCCCGGCCAAGCUGCUCUCCGUGCUCGCCAUGGGCACCCUGGGGCGCCGCUUCACCCAGGCCGCCGCCCUCGGCCUCGCCGGCCUCUGCAUCCUCGUCAACGCCGGCCUCGGCGCAGGUGGAGGCCGCGGCGGGGAGGCCGUGGGGCGGCGGGAGGGUGGGGGGUGA
This is a messenger RNA of Nothoprocta perdicaria, 1614 nucleotides long. RefSeq names its product solute carrier family 22 member 6-B-like. Gene Ontology annotation, cellular component: membrane. The record is from RefSeq and is a predicted model, not a curated record. Gene Ontology annotation, biological process: transmembrane transport. NCBI's taxonomy places the organism in Eukaryota, Metazoa, Chordata, Aves, Tinamiformes, Tinamidae. The coding region runs from base 1 to 1614 and encodes 537 amino acids. Gene Ontology annotation, molecular function: transmembrane transporter activity. The transcript has 7 exons.